ACGAUGCGUCUGUUUCUGCUGGCGGUGCUCUUCUGGUGCUCCUGCGCGCGGGCCGGCUGCGAGCCGAAGAUCGUGAACAUCGGGGCCGUGCUGAGCCAGAAGAGGUUCGAGCAGGUCUUCAAAGAUGCGGUGACCCAGGCCAACCAGGUCUACGGCCGGGACAAAUUCAAGCUGAACGCCAUCUCCGUCACUCACAAGCCCAACGCCAUCCAGAUGGCUCUGUCCGUCUGCGAGGACCUCAUCUCCAGUCAGGUCUACGCCAUCCUGGUGAGUCACCCCCCCCAGUCCAAUGACCACCUCACGCCAACGCCUGUCUCCUACACGGCGGGUUUCUACCGUAUCCCCGUGGUGGGACUCACCACCCGCAUGUCCAUCUACUCAGACAAGAGCAUCCACCUGUCCUUCCUGCGGACAGUCCCUCCCUACUCCCACCAGGCCCACGUGUGGUUCGACCUGAUGCGCGAGUUCAACUGGAACCACAUCAUCCUGAUCGUGAGCGACGACCACGAGGGGCGGGCGGCUCAGAAGAGGCUGGAGACCCUGCUGGAGGAGAGGGAGACCAAGAAUAAAAAAAGGAACUAUGAAAACCUCGACCAACUGUCCUAUGACAACAAGCGAGGACCUAAGGCAGAGAAAGUCCUCCAGUUCAGCCAGGAGACUAACUUAACUGCCCUGCUGCUGGAGGCCAAAGAGCUGGAGGCCCGAGUCAUCAUUCUGUCCGCCAGUGAGGAAGACGCUGCUGCGGUGUACAAGGCGGCCCGCUUCCUCAACAUGACCGGCUCUGGCUACGUGUGGCUGGUGGGCGAGCGGGAGAUGUCGGGUAAAGCCCUGAUCGAGGCGCCAGACGGUCUGAUCGGCCUCCAGCUCAUCAACGGCAAGAAUGAGUCGGCCCACAUCAAUGACGCGGUGGCUGUGGUGGCCCAGUCCAUCCAGGAGCUGUUUGAGAAGGAAAACAUCACAGAGCCGCCGAGAGGAUGCGUGGGCAACACCAACAUCUGGAAGACGGGGCCCCUCUUUAAACGGGUCCUGAUGUCAUCCAAAUACCCAGAGGGCCUCACGGGGCGCGUGGAGUUCAACGACGACGGCGACAGGAAGUACGCGCACUACGGAAUCCUCAACUACCAGAAGACCCGACUCGUUCAAGUCGGCAUCUACAACGGAACGCAGGUGGUGAUGAACAAUCAGCGGAAGAUCAUCUGGCCCGGAGGAGAGACGGAGAAACCGCAGGGCUUCCAGAUGUCCACUCGAUUAAAGAUCGUGACGAUCCACCAGGAGCCGUUUGUGUACGUGAAGCCCACCCAGCCGGACGGAACGUGCCACGAGGAGAUGACACUGAAUGGAGUCUUAAUUAAAAAGGUUAUCUGCACUGGGCCCAAUGAGACCAUCCCAGGUCGCCCAAUCGUACCUCAGUGUUGUUACGGAUUCUGCGUCGACCUGCUGAUCAAGCUAGCUAUGACUAUGAACUUCACCUACGAGGUGCAUCUGGUGGCUGAUGGGAAGUUCGGAACUCAGGAGAGGGUGAACAACAGUAACAAGAAAGAGUGGAACGGCAUGAUGGGGGAGCUCCUGGGGGGCCUGGCCGACAUGAUCGUGGCCCCGCUGACUAUAAACAACGAGCGAGCCCAGUACAUCGAGUUCUCCAAACCCUUUAAAUAUCAAGGCCUCACAAUCCUCGUUAAAAAGGAAAUUCCUCGCAGCACACUGGACUCGUUCAUGCAGCCGUUCCAAAGCACGCUGUGGCUGCUGGUGGGUCUAUCGGUACAUGUGGUGGCGGUGAUGCUUUACCUACUAGACCGGUUCAGCCCGUUUGGAAGAUUUAAAGUGAACAGUGAAGAAGAAGAAGAGGACGCCCUCACCUUGUCAUCCGCUAUGUGGUUCUCCUGGGGAGUGUUGCUGAACUCCGGAAUAGGAGAAGGUGCGCCGCGCAGCUUCUCAGCGAGAAUCCUGGGUAUGGUGUGGGCCGGCUUUGCUAUGAUCAUUGUGGCCUCUUAUACUGCCAACCUGGCUGCCUUCCUGGUGUUGGACCGGCCUGAGGAGCGCAUCACCGGCAUCAAUGACCCAAGGCUGAGAAACCCAUCAGACAAAUUCAUCUACGCCACGGUGAAGCAGAGCUCCGUGGACAUCUACUUCCGGCGGCAGGUGGAGCUUAGCACCAUGUACCGCCACAUGGAGAAGCACAACUAUGAGAGUGCCGCCGAAGCCAUCCAGGCCGUGCGUGACAACAAGCUGCAUGCUUUCAUCUGGGACUCUGCGGUGCUGGAGUUUGAAGCCUCGCAGAAGUGCGACCUGGUGACCACGGGAGAGCUGUUUUUCCGCUCGGGCUUUGGCAUAGGCAUGCGCAAGGACAGCCCCUGGAAACAGAAUGUGUCCCUGGCCAUUCUCAGUUCUCAUGAGAACGGCUUCAUGGAAGACCUAGAUAAAACCUGGGUGAGAUACCAGGAGUGUGACUCGAGGAGCAAUGCCCCAGCCACACUCACCUUUGAAAACAUGGCAGGUGUCUUCAUGCUGGUGGCUGGAGGCAUAGCCGCCGGGAUCUUCCUCAUUUUCAUUGAAAUCGCCUACAAACGGCAUAAAGACGCCCGCAGGAAGCAGAUGCAGCUGGCCUUUGCGGCCGUCAAUGUUUGGAGGAAGAACCUGCAGGAUAGGAAAAGUGGUAGAGCAGAGCCCGACCCCCAAAAGAAAGCCUCUUUUAGGUCCAUCAGUACCAACCUGGCCUCCAGCAUCAAGAGACGUAGGUCCUCCAAAGACACGCAGUACCCACCCACUGACAUCACGGGCCAACUCAACUUGUCGGACCCGUCUGUCAGCACCGUGGUGUAGGAGCGAGGGAGCCACCGAGGUCCGCUCCCCCCCCCCCGAGGAGAGAGGAAACCAGACGAGGAAGGAGGAAGGAGGCGGGAGAGGAGGAGACCUUUUCCCCCUGUUCCCUUCAAAAGGCCAAAAGCUUUUCUUUUUCACCACCUGCUGGAGAAGAGGCUGAAAAAUGAAUUUGCACCUUUGUUUUUUUUAUUCUUUAGAUAGAUCCCUGAGCAUGCACUGACGAACCCAUCGGACUCAUUUACAACUCUUCUGUAUAUUAUCCGCCCACUUAUUUAACCUUGUUUCCGUCCUUUUACUCACAGAUUUACUUAAUGUUGGGUGUUUCUCUAAGUUCCUCUGCAGCUGUAUAGCAUUUAGCAAGCCAGGUUCAGUUUGGUUUACGUUUAGGGAUUCAAACCAGUACUGUUCUCUACAUAUCACUUCUAAUUAGGGCCUGGAUACCAAUAGUAAUAUUUAAUAUUUCUUAACAACAUGUACUGCAAUAGAAGGCGGACUGUAUAAGCUUCAAAGUAUUUUUUAAUAAGUACUUGUGUUUUUAAUCUACACUUUUAGACGAGGAUGGGAAACACUUAUAAUGGCACUAACAAAGAGAAUAUGACUAAUCUUGUCUAAUGGAAGCAUGUGUGUGCUUGUAUAAGAGCUUUAUGUAUCUGAAUGAGGAUAUCGAUGUGUGUUAUUUUCAACAUAUAGAAUUUGUUUCUCGUAUUUAAUCUUGCACCAAUCUCCCAAAACGCAUGUGUUCUUUUUUUCUGGCAGGAACUCGGCUGAUUAGCUUUAAUUCUAUUUAUAGCAGGUGAAGUUUCAUCAUUCGUCUGUUGAAGACGUUACGUAAGGCUUCUGUGUUUUCUUUUCUUUCGUUUUUUUUUUUUGUUUAAGUCCGAAAUAGUUUGACAUGCAGCUACAAGCCACGUUGUGUUUGGGGACGCCCUCUCUCUUCCUCUCUCCUGCCGCAGCACACUUUCUCAUUUCCAGUCUCUAAAGGGGUUGCAUCAGGGGGCCAGGUUU
This is a messenger RNA of Pleuronectes platessa (European plaice), 3825 nucleotides long. It is a transcript of the gene grin1a, whose product is annotated as glutamate receptor, ionotropic, N-methyl D-aspartate 1a. The coding region runs from base 4 to 2820 and encodes 938 amino acids. The transcript is spliced from 21 exons. Gene Ontology annotation, biological process: monoatomic ion transport; ionotropic glutamate receptor signaling pathway; chemical synaptic transmission. Gene Ontology annotation, molecular function: NMDA glutamate receptor activity. The record is from RefSeq and is a predicted model, not a curated record. NCBI's taxonomy places the organism in Eukaryota, Metazoa, Chordata, Actinopteri, Pleuronectiformes, Pleuronectidae. Gene Ontology annotation, cellular component: NMDA selective glutamate receptor complex; plasma membrane; synapse.